GAGAAUUGGAAGCUGUUUCCGAUUCCCAAUGCGUCAAGCGAAAAGUCAAUAUCUUCAUCGGUUAUUCACAUGUACGAGUCUUCUUGUCACAAUAGAAUCGAAACCAUUACUGGUUAGAGACAAAUUCAGAUAUCUUUUAUAUUUGCUGGCUGUCUUUGCAGGCCUGGCAACCGUUAGACAUUAUAUGGGCGCUAGUUCAUCCCAUGAGAUGGACCCUCCAGCGAUAGUUCAACCCUUGAAGGAACACACAGCUACCUUAAUAUUUCUGCAUGGACUUGGUGACAGAGGAACUGGUUGGGCUACUGGUCUAGCAUCUUUGAAAUUGCAACAUAUAAAAUGUGUCUGUCCACAUGCACCUAUAAGACCUGUUACACUAAAUGCUGGUAUGCGUAUGCCAUCUUGGUUUGAUAUCAUUGGCCUUGAUUCUAGCAGUCCACAAGAUGUUGAGGGCAUCAAAGAAGCCUCAGAAAUGUUGCAAGGAUUGAUAGAGAAUGAGGUUAAGAUUGGCAUUCCAAGAAACCGCAUCUUCAUUGGUGGCUUUUCUCAGGGUGGAGCAGUUGCCCUUUACACAGCUUUUGCAGUCAACAAGCCUAUAGGUGGGGUAAUAGCACUUAGCACUUGGAUGCCAUUGCACAGGACUCUGGCCAAGCGAACUGGAUCUUCAUGCCUCUGCUGUCGAACUAAAACAAAAUAUCUUCUUGUUUUUAAAGAACCCAAAUACAAUCGAGACGUCCCUGUGCUGCAGUGUCAUGGUACAUUGGAUCCACUAGUUAGAUUCUCCUGGGGCCAAGAAACUAGCACUUUCAUUCGUUCUUUUAAUCCAAACCUGACUUUUAAGGCCUAUGACAACAUGAUGCACAGCUCCUGCCCUGAGGAAAUGCAGGAUGUCAAAGUGUUUCCUGGAGAAGCAUUUAGGAUCUUGAUGCCAGUGCCUCCUGCCAACAGACAGAUGGAUAUCGUUAAAUGCCAGAUUCUCCACUGGUUUUUUCAUUCCUUUAAUUCUCAGCGAAGGACAUCACCUCUUUCAGUAUAUCUUGUAGCAUUACAAAGUGGCAUGUGUGCAAGUAUGAUCACAUCUCCCUAGACAUUGCCUCAGCUUUCUGAAACUAUGUUGCUUUCUGCCCACCUUUUAAUGAGGUUUUAUGGGAUAAAUUUUCCAUUCUUACUUUCUCACCGAAAACUCAAUGAGUGUCUGUUACUAUGCACACAGCCUGCAGAGUCAUUAAGGCUUGUUUCAUGUUUGUGUAAACUACCACUCACUGAGGACCACACUUAAGCACAACAGAGUGACCUUUGACAUGUUAUCUUGACACGGGCAGUAAAGUUAUACCCACUCUAAAUUAACUGAACGUACAAAGACAUGGACAGAACAUCAGCAUGCUCAGAAGGGGAAAACAUUUUCCAUAUUUUGUUGGCUGUCUAAAGACUAUAUUUUGUUUAUUUUGUCACCUUUUUUAUGCAUGUGUGGAUGAUAGUGUGUACACUUGUAUGCCUGUGGUUGCUGCUUUUUCUUAGUUUGAUGGAUUGUAAAGAAAGAAUCCUCAGGAUUUAAUUUAAUUUAAUUUGUUGGUCUACAGCCUUUAGUGAAUUAGCAAGAGUGUAAACAAGGGAUAUAUGUGGCAAGUAUAAAGUAUACAAGAAUAAAGUAUAUGAUAUAUGAUAUGUUACAUCAAGAGUAAGCAAGAUCUGAAAGAAUGUAUCCAUGAAAUAUACACUGAUACACAAAGGAUCGAUACAAGGAUGAAUGUCAGAUGUAGGGGAUACAAGCACCAUCCUUGCAAAUUGUUUCCACCACUAGUUAAUAUAAUUUGCCAUGUGUUAGUCUAGAUACAUGGCUCACCAAAACGUAGUAGUUAUAUAGUUUCUUUGAUGCCAGCAGUACUGUAACAUCUUAUGGUGGUGAUCAAGCAAAUACUAGUUACAAUUUUGCACUGCAUUCUUUUGCAUUAAAACAUGUUUUACAGGACUUUAAUUUUUAUUUGAUUUUCUAGAAAGGUUGUUGCAGUGUGUAUCACCUUAGUUGUGAAUACUGUGUGAAGUUCAGCUUAUUUUGUGCAGUAUAUGUAAUAGUCAUCAAGCUAACACAGCAGCCAUAAUUACCUUCUAUUUCUUUUCACUUUUGUUUUCUUGACAUUGGGCUAUCGAUGAUACAUGUUUCAGAUGCACCAGUUUAAAAAACCAAAUUUUUUUGUAUAUGCUCCUUGUAUUUUAUGGCUCGAUAGUUUUUCCAGUAUCAUUAUUCCAUAUAGGUUAACCUAUAUUUCAUAAAAGACAGUAAGGAUAUUGUCUACAAAAGGUAUGGCAAUUGGUAAUAUUCAAGUGACCAUGCUUGCUGUUCUUUUGCAAAUAUGUGAGCAUGCAAAAUCUUACGAGAAUGAAGAGUUUUAUAGCUUUGACCUAACAAAUGGUGGUCAUGCGUUCAUGAGUGAUGCAUAAACAAAUUUAUUACUGUACAGAGUUUGCAUUGGUCUGCAGAUUGCUUUCAAUGUUUUACAAAUAUGUUUAUGAUACAUAUGCAAAAUAUGUUGUAUCUUCCAACUGCAGUCUGUAGAUCACAUUUUGAAGAAGGAUACAGAAUAUUUUGAGUUGUUUGAUAUUGUGCAUUUUGAUAGACAAAAGUUACUUGGUGGACAUCUUGUGAAGUUAUUAGCUAUACCAAAAAAAAUCUGAUAAUAUUAAGAGAGUAUUCUUUAAUUAUGUACUAAACAUUCUUCACUGAAAAUUAAACGUUACAUGAGAACAAAUUUGUGUUCACCUUAGAAAUGUGGUCAUAUAUUUGUGGAUUUUUGUACAAAUGUCUGGAGAUGUGUUAAGAGCCAAACAGGUGUUGGGUGCUGCUUACCUUGAUGUGCUUUAAAUAAAAGAGAAAGGAAGAAAAGAUAACGCACAGCAAUUUUUGCUGCAGGGUUUAGUAGUGCUUGCCUUUUUUGAUUGUCUCAUUGUAUAACUUCUGUUUCUCCACAAGUUGACUUGUCAGAGAACUACCAUUAGCAGGCCGACUUUGUUACCAGCAGAGGAUAAAGCAAGCAAUAAUAAACACAUUCAGUCUCUCCAUGUUUUUCUCUUUACUAAUUAAUCAUCCACAGAGAUGCAUAUUCUGAACUUCAAAGAUUUAUAGAAGAACAUAAGCAGUGGUUCAUACUCAGAACUGUCACUGUUGCUUCUCAAAUUGUUCAAAUAUUCUUGUCUAAAUUAAAUGCUUGGCAGAAAUUCCUUUUUAAUGUGUGCGCAAGAUCAAAUGGAUGUAAAGUUUUUGAACGGCUUUGUUGUGCAUCAGUAAUUUAGAUGUAUUUAUUCCUUGUAAAUCUUUAUUUGUGUGUGCAAUGUCACAAUAUCUGAAAGCUUUGAGCUUAAUGAAUCCUUUUAGCAUUCAUUUGGAACAUGAAGUCUUUGUACUUAGUUUUGAAAGAAGAAACACUUAUUGCUGCUAUUCUGUUUUUGCUUUUAGUAGACAUUAGACAGUCGAAUAUCUAUUAAAUAAUAAUGCACAUCUUGGCAUUGGGAGAGGUUUAUCUAUAAGAGAACCAACUGUUCCCUCCAGUUUGUUUUUUAGUAUUAUUACAAACUACUUUCCUCCAAUUUUGGAAAGCAAAAAUUCUUUAUAGUUGGAUAAACAGAUGUAAAGAAUAGUUAUUGUUACUGAUUGCUAAUGAAGUCAUGUAGCUUUAAAAAUUUUAAGUGCACUGCUUUAGAGAUUCUCAAAUUGAAGUGGAUCAGCGAUGCAGAUUCUUACUUUUUUUCAUCGUUAAAUUUAUACCUCAUUGCCUGUGGGUAUGAAAUAGCAAUUCAAGUAUAUUCAUCAUUGAUCUUUGUUAGGAUAUCAGAGACUUAUUAGAAUGUUUAGCACCAUAAAUGUAGCUUGAAUGUCCAAAGAGUAUUUCAUCUAGUGAAUUUCACAAUAAGAGUGGCCAAAGACUUUAUAUAUCAUCUUUGGCAUGGCAAUCCAGGACUCAGUAAAAGUGUUUUGUCUUUGUGCGUUGUAUAUUGGAGAUAAAAAUACACAGUUAAACAAUUUGUGUUGAAAAUGCAUGGUUUUAAUUGAAAUUUGAAGUAGAAAACUCGGUGAAUAUGUGAACUUCAAGACAGAGA
Messenger RNA from Pomacea canaliculata, 4089 nucleotides. RefSeq names its product acyl-protein thioesterase 1-like. Gene Ontology annotation, cellular component: cytoplasm. The record is from RefSeq and is a predicted model, not a curated record. Gene Ontology annotation, biological process: protein depalmitoylation. The transcript is spliced from 9 exons. The coding region runs from base 29 to 1084 and encodes 351 amino acids. Lineage: Eukaryota; Metazoa; Mollusca; Gastropoda; Architaenioglossa; Ampullariidae. Gene Ontology annotation, molecular function: palmitoyl-(protein) hydrolase activity; carboxylic ester hydrolase activity.